Molecule: messenger RNA, 429 nt
Organism: Colletotrichum lupini
Lineage: Eukaryota; Fungi; Ascomycota; Sordariomycetes; Glomerellales; Glomerellaceae
Exons: 1
Coding region: 1-429 (142 amino acids)
Source: RefSeq, a predicted model, not a curated record
AUGUGUUUUGGUCGAGCCGGCUCGGGGUUUGCUUUUUUCAGGUUUUUAAGGUUUUCAUAUUUCGUUUCUGUUUUCUGGGUUUUUCAAGCAUCAUCAUCUAUCGGGAGACGUGAUACCUCUGGGUCCGGAUGGGCAUUGCACAAGGUCUUUUCUUUUCUUUUUAGGUCAUCUCUAAUUCGCAGGGCGGGUGGGCAUGGGGGAUGGUUCGCGGGUUCAAUAUCUUUCAGGCAAUCCUUUUCCCCCACAAUUGUUCUUACUCCCUCUCCUGGAAUUAUUUCUACAAAUCUCUUCUCUCAAUGCUUACACGCAGUCUCAGGUUCAACACAUCUGCUUGGGAUCCCUUGGUUUUGUUGGUUGGUUGUACCUUGGCGUAUUUAUCUUCCAGAUUUCGCGUGUCCAUUUGGCGUUUGGCAUGUCAGGGGAAAGUAG